Cuscuta epithymum is the source of this 1989-nucleotide messenger RNA. Lineage: Eukaryota; Viridiplantae; Streptophyta; Magnoliopsida; Solanales; Convolvulaceae. The record is from the annotation of a GenBank genome assembly.
UAGUACUUUGAGGAAGCCGAGCAGACAUCUCUGGAUCAAACCCGUCAAGUCGCCGACUUCCUUCGCGGCUUCGUCCUCCGGCAGGUGCCAGCACGGCAGCACCGCCACUUCGCCAGGAGCCAGCACCGUAGCACGCCUUGUUAGUCGUCGCCUACUCGCCACACGCCCGUCUCCCGGUCUCCCGCUCUCCACCACUCACCCUUAGGCGGUUCGGCCUACCCGGCCAUCUCAAUAUCCGCCUUCCGACCUUCCCUAGUUCCAAUAGACUGAACAAUCGAUCAAUGGAAGAGGUCGAGCAGAAGACGCCGGUAAUUUUUAAAGACAUUAGGAGAUACUGCUGCAAGUUCUGUGGUAUUAUCCGUUCCAAGAAAACACUCAUCUCUUCUCAUAUCCUUUCCCAUCACCAGGAUGAGCUCAAAUCAAAAAGCGAAUCUGAAGAUUCGGAUGAAAAGUUGCCAAAAAUUCACACAUGUGAAGAGUGUGGCGUGAAGUUCAGGAAAUAUGCCUAUUUGAAGCAGCAUAUGCAAAGUCAUUCCCCUGAGAUUGAGAUUUAAAGGUUUAAUUGAUUAUCCAUGAUCAGAAGUGUGAAGCAUUGGAUCCCAUUCAAUGAACUCCAAAAUGCGCAUGGCAUUCAUAUGAUCUUGAAUGGAAUAGUACCAGGCAGGGGGACCUCCUGAGAAGCUCCAUCAAGUAGGCCUGAAUCACGCUGUCUUCUUCCGAGGCCAUUCACUUGCCCAAUAGAUGAUUGCAAGUCUAGCUACAGAAGGAAGGAUCACUUGACUAGACAUCUCCUUCAGCAUAAAGGCAAGCUGUUUGAUUGUACGGUUGAUGGUUGUGGCCGUAAAUUUAGUUACAAUAGUAAUGCUAAGCGUCAUGUACUGGAGAUGCAUGACCAGUGUUCUGCAAGUGAUGAUGCUGAAGCACCAAAGCAGCAGCAGGUGUGCACUGAAGUUGGCUGUGGAAAGUCUUUCAAGUAUCCAUCCCAAUUAAAGAAACAUGAAGAUUCACAUGGUGUGCCUCGCUACUAAAGAAUAUUAUUAUCAAUUAAAGAAACAUGAAGUUUCUAAGCGCUUGACUCGUGAACUCUUUGAUUUGCUUAUUAGCUUCAUCAGCCAGUUCUUUUACCAAAGUUAACUUAUUUCACUAUGCUGUCUGAAUCGCUGAUGAUGGAAAACACUGCAUGCGUUACUGGUUUGGCUGGAAUUGUGAAGUUAGAGACAGUUGAAGCAUUUUGUGCAGAACCUGGGUGCUUAAAGCAUUUCACUAAUCAACAGUGCCUUAAAGAACACAUUCUGUCCUCCCACCAACAUAUUGUCUGUGAGACAUGUGGAACAAAGCAACUAAAGAAGAAUAUAAAGCGUCAUCUUCGAACGCAUGAAGCUCGGCCUUCGUCGGAGAGAAUCAAGUGCGACUUUAAGGACUGUGAGCGUACAUUUGCAACAAGAUCAAAUCUAAAUCAACAUGUGAAAGCUUUUCACCAAUCACUGAAGCCAUUUGUCUGCAGUAUUUCUGGCUGUGGUGCGAGAUUUUCAUUUAAGCAUGUGAGAGAUAACCAUGAAAAGUCUGGAUGCCACGUUUACACUGAAGGAGACUUUGUAGAGUCUGAUGAGCAAUUCCGUUCAAAGGAAAGAGGUGGUAGGAAAAGGAAGUUUCCUGUUUUGGAGACUUUGAUGAGUAAAAGAAUUGUCCCGCCUAGAGAUACUGAUCCUAUUCUUGAGCAUGGUCCAGAAUACUUGGCGUGGUUGCUUUCUGCUGGGUCUCAAGAUGAAUCCUGAGUUGUCUUUGGUCUCUCCUGUUAGAGGAUAUAAAUGUAUUUAUGGGUGUUAAAGGGUUAUCAUGUGAGGGUUUGAGGAUUACAUGAGUUACUUUUGGUGUGAAGUAAAAAUGUGUUCAUAAUUUUAACUUUUAAACUAUAAAUGCAAUGUCAAUGAAGCCAUAAUUGUACGCAUGGAAGUAUAUUAAGAAGCUGUUCCGUUCGUCUUAAUCUUA